AUGGGGUUGGCUCAGCUCAUUGAGCGCGCAAAGCUCCCUUAUGUCUCACAAUGGAUUAAUGAGGAUAUUCGACCUGUAGAGUCCGCCAGACGAACAUGGGGCUUCUGGACAUUUCACAAUUACUGGUUGCUGAUCAAUUGUAACAUUGCAACCUUCCUGACAGGGAGUGCGCUCAUCCCGUUGGGUCUGAACUGGUGGCAGGCCAUUAUUGCUAUUGUUGUUGGAAACAUUCUUGCCACCACCGCGAUUGUCAUCAGCUCGCUUGCGGGUGCCUAUUAUCAUAUUGGCUUCUCCGUCUACAGUCGUGCAGUCUGGGGCAUGUACGGAUUCCAGUCAUGGGUUGGCGGCCAGUGCUUUGAGCUCAUUCUGCUCUCGUGGGAUCCCAAAUACGAGGAUCGCAUCCCCAACCACAUGCCCGCUUCGACGGGCAUGACAACGGCCCAGUUUGUGUCUUACAUCAUCUUCUUCGUCAUCAGUCUUCCGUUUGUGUGGAUCAAGCCGCAUCGCCUGCAGAAAUUCUUCUAUGUCGCUUGCGUCGUGACCAUGAUCUUCUUCAUCGUCCUCCUGAUCUGGGCCCUGGCAACCAUGGGCAGUGCGGGCUUUGGCGACACCCUGGACUCGGGAACCACCCUUCCCAACACGGGCGGGCCAGGUAGUGUCGCCUGGCUGAUGGUGUAUGGCAUCAUGUCCACGAUUGGCUCAAUUGCUGCCGGUAUCUUGAACCAGAACGACUUUGCGCGUCUAUCCAGGAAGCCGAUGGACGCCGUCUGGGGCCAGCUUCUCCCAUAUGGUCUCUACAGCAUCUUCACCUCCGUCAUCGGCAUCCUUGUUGUCGCGGCCACGCAGAAGCGAUUCGACGGCGAGGCCGUCUGGAACCCGCCAACCAUCUUUGUUCGCCUAUUGGAGAAGGAUAACAGCCCUGGCACGCGCGCCGCGCUCUUCUUCGCCGGCGUUGCCCUGUGCAUCUCCCAAAUUGGCAGCAAUGUCCCCGGAAAUGCCCUGGCCGGCGGAAUCGAUCUGUCGUCCGUGUUCCCCCGGUACAUUAACAUUCGCAGGGGUGCCUACAUCACUGUUCUCCUCAGCCCGGUAGUCAACCCCUGGCAGCUGGUCAACACGGCGACGACGUUUCUGUCGGUGCUGUCCAGUUACGGCGUCUUCCUUGCGCCAAUGACGGGCAUGAUGUUUGCCAAUUAUGUGAUUGUGAAUAAGCGAAAGGUCAAGGUGGACGACUUGUUCCAUGGCCACAGCGGCAGCAUCUAUUGGUACAAGUACGGCGUUAAUUUCCGCGCCCCCAUUGCGUGGGCGGUGGGAGUUGCUCCAACCUUGCCUGGCUUUAUCGCGGCCGUUAAUUUAUCCGUGUCGCUGCCUGCUGGCAUGACGGAGCUCUACUACAUCAACUACCUGUAUGGCUUCGUGUCCAGCGCCGUCGUCUACUCGCUUCUGCACUGGAUCUUCCCUGCCAAGGCUGUCGACGACUUCGUCAGGACGGCUCCGACGGCGAGGGAAGUCCAGCAGUACUACACAGACCGCUGGGAGGUGGAUCUGGCCCAGGCGAGCCAUGUGCUGUCGGACGACGAUGGCUCCGGCGUUAUGCAUCAAUAUGUAGACGUGAGCCCAAAGUUUGAGCCUGCGGCGGCAUUUUGA
Trichoderma breve is the source of this 1644-nucleotide messenger RNA. RefSeq lists its product as uncharacterized. Gene Ontology annotation, cellular component: plasma membrane. NCBI's taxonomy places the organism in Eukaryota, Fungi, Ascomycota, Sordariomycetes, Hypocreales, Hypocreaceae. The record is from RefSeq and is a predicted model, not a curated record. The transcript is spliced from 7 exons. Gene Ontology annotation, biological process: nucleobase transport; transmembrane transport. Bases 1 to 1644 code for a protein of 547 amino acids. Gene Ontology annotation, molecular function: nucleobase transmembrane transporter activity.